UGCAAUAAACUAAUUUGCUCAUAAGGUUGAAAAUUUAUUUAUUUCGAAAUUAAUAAAACUUCAAGAAAGAGACCCACAAGCAGUCGAAAUGGAAGAGAUGCGCAUUGUAGAAAUCGAAACUGCUGACAGAAAAAUAAAAAGAAAUUGGUCGUAUGUGAAAAAGAAUGAGCUGAAAUUCGAAUCUGCGGAAAAAGCAAAGCCAAGUCCAGUGGUUUGUAUCAAAGGAAAUGACGAGAGUGAGAUUAAUUUGUUGGAAAAGAAGACAAGUUCUAUUUCGAAGUACUCAUCCCCAUUGGCGCAUCGUAUGAAACAAGAACGAAUCGACAAACGCGAGAAACUUCAUUUGAAUUGAACGAUCCAUUGUGGGUAUACUAUUGGCCAGAUGAUAAAACUUUUAUGACUUUUAUGAACUUCUACUGC
Molecule: messenger RNA, 420 nt
Organism: Caenorhabditis elegans
Lineage: Eukaryota; Metazoa; Nematoda; Chromadorea; Rhabditida; Rhabditidae
Exons: 4
Coding region: 89-352 (87 amino acids)
Source: RefSeq, marked reviewed